UUGGAGCCAGGUAAAUAGGUGUUCCUUGGGAACAGCCCUUGGGAACUAUUUGGUGGGAAGAUACCAAAGGGAUUUUACAUGCCAGAGCUACAGAUGGUGUCUCUCCUGCUAGGGGUGUGUGGAGGCCAGUAUGAAGCUGAAAAAGCAGGUGACAGUGUGUGGGGCUGCUAUCUUCUGCGUGGCAGUCUUUUCGCUGUACCUCAUGCUGGACAGAGUACAGCAUGAUCCCACCCGACACCAGAAUGGUGGAAACUUCCCACGGAGCCAAAUUUCUGUGCUGCAGAAUCGCAUUGAGCAGCUGGAGCAGCUGUUGGAGGAGAACCAUGAAAUUAUCAGCCACAUCAAGGACUCUGUGCUGGAGCUGACAGCCAAUGCAGAAGGCCCACCUGCUCUGCUGCCCUACCACACAGCCAAUGGAUCCUGGGUGGUGCCCCCGGAGCCCCGGCCCAGCUUCUUCUCCAUCUCCCCCCAGGAUUGCCAGUUUGCUUUGGAGGACCGGGGCCAGAAGCCAGAGCUACAGAUGCUAACUGUGUCAGAAGAGUUGCCAUUUGACAAUGUGGAGGGCGGCGUUUGGAGGCAAGGCUUUGACAUCUCCUACAGCCCACAUGACUGGGAUACUGAAGACCUGCAGGUGUUUGUGGUGCCCCACUCACACAAUGACCCAGGCUGGAUCAAGACCUUUGACAAGUACUACACAGAGCAGACCCAACACAUCCUCAACAGCAUGGUAUCCAAGCUACAGGAGGACUCCCGGCGGCGCUUCCUCUGGGCAGAAGUCUCCUUCUUUGCCAAGUGGUGGGACAACAUCAAUGCCCAAAAGAGAGCAGCAGUCCGAAGGCUGGUGGGAAAUGGGCAGCUAGAGAUUGCAACAGGAGGCUGGGUGAUGCCAGAUGAGGCCAACUCCCACUACUUUGCAUUGAUUGACCAGCUCAUUGAGGGACACCAGUGGCUGGAGAGAAACCUUGGUGCAACCCCACGCUCUGGCUGGGCAGUGGACCCAUUUGGACACAGCUCCACCAUGCCUUACCUGCUGCGCCGUGCCAACCUGACCAGCAUGUUGAUCCAGAGGGUACAUUAUGCCAUUAAGAAGCACUUUGCUGCCACCCACAGCUUGGAGUUCAUGUGGAGACAGACUUGGGACUCGGAUUCCAGCACAGACAUCUUUUGCCACAUGAUGCCCUUCUACAGCUAUGAUGUCCCUCAUACCUGUGGCCCAGAUCCCAAGAUCUGCUGCCAGUUUGAUUUCAAACGCCUGCCCGGUGGACGCAUCAACUGCCCUUGGAAAGUGCCACCCCGGGCCAUCACAGAGGCCAAUGUGGCAGAAAGGGCAGCCCUGCUCCUAGACCAGUACAGGAAGAAGUCUCGGCUCUUCCGAAGCAAUGUCCUCUUGGUGCCACUGGGCGAUGACUUCCGAUAUGACAAGCCCCAGGAAUGGGAUGCCCAGUUUUUCAACUACCAGCGGCUCUUUGACUUCCUCAACAGCAAGCCUGAACUCCACGUGCAGGCCCAGUUUGGCACCCUCUCUGACUAUUUUGACGCUCUAUACAAGAGGACAGGCGUGGAACCAGGGGCCCGGCCCCCAGGGUUUCCUGUGCUAAGCGGGGAUUUCUUCUCCUACGCGGACCGUGAGGACCAUUACUGGACAGGCUAUUAUACUUCCAGACCUUUCUACAAGAGUCUGGACCGAGUCCUAGAAGCCCACCUUCGGGGGGCAGAGAUUCUGUACAGCCUGGCUGUGGCCCACGCCCGCCGCUCUGGACUAGCCAGCCGGUACCCACUGUCUGACUUCACCCUCCUGACGGAAGCUCGGCGCACACUGGGGCUCUUUCAGCACCAUGAUGCCAUCACUGGAACUGCCAAGGAGGCAGUGGUGGUGGACUAUGGUGUCAGGCUCCUGCGCUCCCUCAUUGGCCUGAAGCAGGUUAUCAUCAAUGCAGCUCAUUAUCUGGUGCUAGGGGACAAGGAUACCUACCACUUUGACCCUGAGGCACCCUUCCUCCAAAUGGAUGACACCCGCUUAAAUCAUGAUGCCCUGCCAGAGCGUACAGUGAUCCAGCUGGAUUCCUCACCCAGGUUUGUGGUGCUGUUCAACCCACUGGAACAGGAGCGGCUCAGUGUGGUGUCCCUGUUGGUCAACUCACCCCGUGUGCGUGUUCUUUCAGAGGAGGGUCAGCCCCUGGCUGUGCAGAUCAGUGCACACUGGAGAUCUACCACAGACAUGGUCCCCGAUGUCUACCAGGUAUCUGUGCCCAUCCGUCUGCCAGCCCUGGGCCUGGGUGUGCUGCAGCUACAGCUGGGCCUGGAUGGGCACCGCACACUGCCCUCCUCUGUGCGAGUCUACUUGCAUGGCCGGCAGCUCUCUGUGAGCAGGCAUGAUGCAUUUCCUCUCCAUGUCAUUGACUCAGGAUCCAGUGACUUUGCCCUCAGCAACCGCUACAUGCAGGUCUGGUUCUCAGGCCUUACUGGGCUCCCAAAGAGCAUACGAAGGGUGGAUGAGGAGCAGGACCAGCAGAUGAACAUGGAAUUCCUCAUCUAUGGCACUCGUACAUCCAAGGACAAGAGUGGAGCCUACCUCUUCCUGCCUGACGGCGAGGCCAAGCCCUAUUCCCCCAAGGACCCCCCUGUGCUGCGUGUCACCGAAGGCCCUUUCUACUCAGAGGUGGUUGCCUACUAUGAGCAUGUUCACCAGGUGGUCCGGCUUUAUAACCUGCCUGGGGUAGAGGGGCUGUCUCUGGAUGUGUCAUCCGUGGUGGACAUCCGGGACUAUGUCAACAAGGAGCUGGCCCUGCGCAUCCACACAGACAUUGACAGCCAGGGAACCUUCUUCACAGACCUCAAUGGCUUUCAGGUGCAGCCCCGGAGGUAUCUAAAGAAGCUGCCCCUGCAGGCUAACUUCUACCCCAUGCCAGUUAUGGCCUACAUCCAGGAUGCACAGAAGCGCCUCACACUACACACUGCUCAGGCCUUGGGCGUCUCCAGCCUCAGGGAUGGCCAGCUGGAGGUGAUCUUAGACCGUCGGCUAAUGCAGGAUGACAACCGGGGACUAGGUCAAGGGCUCAAGGACAACAAGAGAACCUGCAACCGUUUCCGCCUCCUGUUAGAACGUCGAACCGUGGGCAGUGAGCCAGGCUAUUUCUCCAAACUGGCAGCCAUGUUUAGGGACUUGAUCUUUCACAGCAGCAGGAGCAGUGACCAAGAGGUCCAAGAAGGCCGCUCUACCAGCUACCCAUCCCUCCUCAGCCACCUGACCUCCAUGUACCUGAAUACCCCUGUGCUUGCCCUGCCCGUAGCCAAGAGGCAGCUCCCAGGCUCCAGUCUGCACUCAUUUCAUCCUCUGGCUUCCGCACUGCCCUGUGACUUCCACUUGCUCAACCUACGUACGCUUCCAGGCGAGGAAGAUAACUUGCCCUCAGCAGACACUGCAUUUAUCUUACACCGCAAGGGUUUUGACUGCAGCCUUGAGGCCAAGAACUUGGGCUUCAACUGUACCACAAGCCAGGGCAAGGUAGCCCUAGGUAGCCUUUUCCAUGGCCUGGAUGUGGGAUUCCUACAGCCAACCUCCUUGACACUAUUGUACCCUCUAGCCUCACCCUCCAACAGCACUGACAUCUAUCUGGAACCCAUGGAGAUCGCCACCUUUCGCCUCCGCUUGGGUUAAGGCUUCUUGUGGCCUGAAGAAAAAGCUCAUCCACAAAGACUGCCUCUUAACACUGAGAAUGGGUUGGACAAGCCACACUGGGUAUCCCAUCCAAUCUGCCUCUAAAACCUGACAGACUGGGCUCUCCCCUCAUCUUGUUUAUUGUUGCUUCUGUAUUUAGGGCAAUGCCCAGUGGUGGGCAGGUAGGGCAGAUGCUGGUGAGAUGAGGGAGAGGAAGCCAUUGAUCGGGGUUGAUGGUACCAGACUCUGCUCUGGGUUGAGUGGCCACAUGCUUGGGCACAAGCUCAAGUACCCAUCCUUUUCCCAAAGUGGGAUGUGGGAGGAGUGGGGACAGACAGGAGGUCAGGGAAGCUAAGUGGGUAAGGCCCAGUGUCGGGUGACUACAGAUGAGAGCUUACUCUAGGGGAAUCCUGUGGUGAAGAAGAGACCAUGUAUCCUGGUAUAAGGAGCAGGAUCAGUGGGAAGAGAAGGAUGGGGACCCACAGUUAGUGGUGGGGUGGAGGAGUAGAAGGAAUCGCAGUUUCUCCUAAGGGCCUGAAGGCUUUUCUGCUUUCUGUGAUGGCUCUACCCUAAAUGCCACUGGGCCUGCACAUCCUGGUGGGGGCUGCAGGAUGGCAGGAAGGACUCACUAGAGACUUAUGGCCAGAGGGCAUAGAACAUUUCAGAUACCAAAACCCCCAUCUCAAAUUGGG
Messenger RNA from Marmota flaviventris (yellow-bellied marmot), 4350 nucleotides. The record is from RefSeq and is a predicted model, not a curated record. NCBI's taxonomy places the organism in Eukaryota, Metazoa, Chordata, Mammalia, Rodentia, Sciuridae.